AUGACGACACGCAAUCUUCUCUCUGGCCCAAUCACGUUUUCUAAUGCAAAGGGUCGCGCAGCCAAUGUGCUGGAGGCGCUGCUUUAUCCGCAGCGUAAACUAGCAUUCUAUGACUACAUUGAACAGCGGAGGGAUCUGGUGGCUGAGGUUAUCGCACACCACUUUGGUGUCAAACCCAGUGAGAUUCAGGUUUCCCCUCAGGUAUGGUGGCGACAUGGAUCCUUCAAUCUCUGCAUACCCUUCACCAUAAUUGCGAAGAUGACUGAUCCGGAUGUGCUUUCCAAUGUACCGCCAUAUGCGUUCAUUCGCUUUCCGCUGCCGUAUCGUGUUGGGGAGGCAGCACACCCUGGCAACUCGGACGAAAAGGUCAGAUGCGAGGCUGCGACGUAUGCAUGGAUGGAGGAAAACUGCCCUGAUGUUCCUCUACCGAAGCUUUUUGGGUUUGGGCUAUCGACGAAUGAAAGAUUUACAAAGUCAAACAUCGUUCCCUGGUGGUCGCGAUGGUGCCAUGAAGCUCGGCGUUUUAUUCUUUCUGUCGCUGGUUACCAACAACCUACGCAAUACGUCUGCCACAACUCCCCUCGUUUCGAGAAACUGGACAUCGGGUACCUGAUUAUCGAAAUGAUCACGACAGACCGGGGGAUAAUGCUGUCUGAAUCCUGGCCGGAGAAGCGCAGCGAUGCCCGGUUACACAAUUUACAAAAAGACAUGGCUCGAAUCAUGGUCUCCAUGGCAAGGCACCGGCUGCCUUGUAUUGGAACUUUCCGCAUGGACAGCGGCGGGUUUCUGCGUCUGGACAAUCGCCCAAUCAGUGUUGACAGUACAAUCUACGAGAACGAGGGGCUGCCUCCCGUCAUGUCGAGAAACACUACCUUCACCACGGUUCAAGAUUUCAUUAAUUCUCAAAUUUUAGCUUUUGAAACUCGAUUUCUAGAGCAGCCAAAUGCAAUCAAUAGCCGCGAAGAUGCCUGGCACCAGAUGACAGGUUUCGCCGGCGCCAGGCUUACGCUACCCCAGCUUCUUCAAGAGGACCUAAAUAACGGACCUUUUAUCUUUGCCUUAAGUGAUAUUCACCGAAGUAACAUUUUCGUGGACGACAACUGGAAUAUCACGGCUAUCAUUGACCUCGAGUUUGCUUGCUCAUGGCCAAUCGAAUUUCUCCAAACUCCGUAUUGGCUGGAAUGUGACUUCAUUGAGCAUGUGUUACCUACGGAGUUUUUAGCCAGAAAUACGGAAUUUAUUAAGCAUGUAAAGCAGGCGGAGGAACUACACCAAUGCGGAAAUUCGGGCACAGAGUCAAUUUCAUCUAUUAUGCAGCGAUCCUGGGACGAAGGCGGGUUCUGGGUCCCGCUUGCACUCGCUCACCUAGUCUCAUUUACAGAAAUAUUUUACGAGCGCAUCCUAAAGAGAUAUUUCGGUUUCCUUGCAGAAGAUUAUGAGAAGGCUCAAAGUUUUAUAUUCUGUUCCCGUUUGUUCCGCCGCAAUAUCCUGACCCUCCUCGAUAGAAAGCUAGACGACCGGCAAAAGUACUUGGACGCGCUUGCGGAAGCCUUUUCUGAUGAAAAGCCGGUAGCUCAACCCGGACGCUGA
Molecule: messenger RNA, 1590 nt
Organism: Beauveria bassiana ARSEF 2860
Lineage: Eukaryota; Fungi; Ascomycota; Sordariomycetes; Hypocreales; Cordycipitaceae
Product: phosphotransferase family protein
Exons: 2
Coding region: 1-1590 (529 amino acids)
Source: RefSeq, a predicted model, not a curated record